UUACAUUUAUGGGACGCUGCUGCAGGAUGGGGGCUUUAUUGUCCUUCGCUGUGAAGCCCCGGAACAGGUCACGAAACGGCUGACGUCACACGGGACUUUGGUGAGGGUCACCAUGCUGAGUGUCAGGGGAUCGGUGAGGUGCAGCCUCCUGCGGCUUCCUGUUCGAGGACUCUGUUCAGCUGUGAUCCACAAAAAGUCACCAACACCUGGUUUUACCUGGUCUGCACCCACAGUCUGCCUCCACAGGUCAUCUGUCAGGACUCUGUCAGGUGUUAGUGGUGCUGAUGUUCCAGGUGGUCCAGGUGCUUCAGGAUGGUACAGUGGCCUGGCAGACUCAGCUCCAGUUCAUCUGUGUGAAAACUUCCUGGUGAGCAUGCAGCAGGUGAGCGGGUUGCCAUGGUGGCUGAGUAUCACCGUGGCAACACUGUCAGUCAGGACAGUGAUCACUCUGCCGCUCGCCGCCUACCAGCUGGUCAUCAUCUCCAGGGUAGAGGCGCUGCAGGUGGAGAUUUCUGAGCUGGCGAAGAGGCUUCGAUACGAAGUUUCAGUCCAAGCACGAGAGAGAGGCUGGACGGACAAACAAUGCCGGUUCCAGUUCCAAAAGAAUCUGCGUCGCAUUGUUUCUCAGCUCUACAUCAGAGACAACUGUCACCCCUUCAAAGCCAGUAUACUGAUCUGGAUUCAGCUGCCCCUCUGGAUUAGCCUCUCUCUGGCCCUUCGAAACCUGAGCCUGGAUCAGUCUGCUCUGCAGUGUGGCCUGGCAGCAGGGGGCGCUCUGUGGUUCCAUGACCUCACCUCACCUGACUCCACCUGGAUCCUACCUGUCUGUGUGGGACUCACCAACCUGCUCAUUGUGGAGGUGUUUGCUCUGCAGAGAGUCAGUCCGACUUAUUUCCAGAAGCUUCUGCUGAACUGCGUCAGAGGAUUUUCAGUCCUGAUGGUCCCCAUUGCUGCUACUGUCCCCUCUUCCAUGGCCCUGUACUGGUUUACCUCCAGUCUGGUGGGGUUCUGUCACAACCUCCUCCUUCGAUCUCCUGCGAUCCACAAAAUCCUCCGCCUGCCAACUCAUCGAUCAGACUCUCCAUACAGAGACCUUCUGUCUGCAUUCAUCAACAAAUAUUACAAAUAAAUACACAGAAUAAUGCACAUGUAACCCACUCGUGGGUAUGUACACCUCGCUCUAGGUUCAGGAGGAGCUAAGUGUAGUGUGAAAUCACCAACCAGCACAAGUCAAUAAACUUAACCAACUGCAAUUUUAUUAACUGUUUAGAAACAACAAAGUUACAGAACAUUCAAUAGAAAUGAAAAUUGGGCCCUUAAAAUAAAAUUGUCCUUAACUUCUCUUAGUGAUCACUAUAAGGGGUAUUGUCCUCUGGAGGAAUUCUUUCUUAUUGAAGUCAAGUAAAUGUCAGUGAGCGAUAGGAUUCACUCAGAAGUUUUCAAUAAAGCAGUAUCCAGUAGUCAAGGAAUACCUCCAAAUGUAUUCAGUUAGGUGGCAGUGACUGGUUCAAUCCUACCAUAAGCAGGUUGUUCAUCCACUUGCUCUGUAGCCGUAUAAGUGCUGAUUUCCAGGAGAUCCAUUGGGUGGCUCACCAUCUAAGGGAUCUGUAGAUCUUCUCCACGGAAUGUCCAGUGCUUCCGACUUCAAUAUAAGACCUGACCGAGGCGAGGAAAGCAAGACGAGCAGAAGAACAGGACUCCUGAUGUUCUACAGCUCCCGCACCAUUCUCCCUCGUUAUGAUUAUCCUCCUGGCGUUAACUAUUCUUUUUCUCUUUUCUUCAGUACCAGUAUUUCUCAAGCUCAACGUAAUACACAGAGCGUUCUUUCCUUUUCCCUCGUGCGAAGCUGGAUACGGAAACUGCACUGUGAACUCUGUGUUACACUGUAAAACGUCCGUCAAUUUUCUACAAUGUUCCUGAUCUAGCUAAAUAAUUUGACUAACACCAACUAUAGAUACAGUGAAGAAAAUAAGUUAUUUGAAUACGACUUUGUGAUUGGUUAAUACUUGGUGUUAUUUGCUUCUAUCUUAACCCUGCUUGUGCAACCGGGUUACACAUACAUCAAAUACUUCUGCAGUAUUGGUUUUCUAUGAAUGUGUCUCAGGCCUGGUCCACGUUAUUCUCUGAACAGUCAGUACUUGAGCUGAAGUGAAGAGUCAUUUUGUUUGUCACAGUAAAUACAAACACUGAGGUCGAAGGUCUUUACAGUAAAUCUGUUUAGACUGACUGUUUACAUUGUGGGUUGAUUCAUUUAUUAAUCUGACCUCAGAUCAGAAUUAGCCAGCAGCACUCAGGCGUUUGUGUGUCUUUUGCCCCUUGAGGCUGCACUGGCAGUUGUUGGCUUGUGUGCGGCCUAUAAAAUGCCUACAGACCAAAAAGGGAUCUGCCAGUGGAUAGUAUAACAUAUUAUAAUGCAAUAAAUGUACAAAUAAGAAUCUAUACAUAUCACACUAUGAUGAUGGAAAUGGGCAGUACAUGACAAAAGUUAAAAUGAAAGGAGAAACUACAAUUGUUUCUCUGUUCAGUGACUCUGGUUAUAAUUUAUUGCUAAGUGGUUAUGAUUAAACCAGGAGAAGAAGCUUUGCACUGAUAAGUAUGAUAAACAUUGUGAUAAACAUCUGGAUUUAAUGUUUUAAAUUUUGAUCAACUUGUGUUUAUGGGUCAGAAUUUAAACCCACCAGCAGAUCAAAAAAUGUUUUAAUGUUAGGAAACAUUUCAGAGAUGUCUAACAAAGUGUCUGAUUUUAUGAACAGAAUGUUUUUAAAACUGAACUAUACACGGUAAUCCACCACACAGUACCAAAUAUAAGCUUUAUUAUAAGUGCUAAAUCAAUCAAAUAGGGACAAUAAAAAAUAAAAACUAUUUUCCACAGUAACUGGCAAAUUUGAAUAUUGGUGGGAGUUAGUCAUUAUUUUUUAAAAUUAAUUUGAUUUUAUAUUUUGUGCCCACACUUGUCCUCUCCUGGAAAAAGGCAGGUUUGUCUGUGGAAAUUCAGCAAGUCAUUGGUCAUUUUACUCAGAGAAAGUUAAACAUGAGAAAAGAUCCAAGUCCCUACAUGUACAGUAUAUGAAACAUAAGGAUGUGAUUUCGCUGAGCUGCAUGACUCUGUCCGCCUUCCUUUUUCUGCCGAAUUCCUGUUUCCUGCUGCUACCAAACAAUAAAAGUCUGCAGAGACUCCAUUUGCAAAUAAAACAGGAAAUAGGGUUAGGGUUACCAUGACAGCAGAGAUGUGCCCUUUCAGGCCCAGCUGAUGUUCUGCUGUUGACACUUGUAUAUGAAGCCACUGAUCCCAGAGUUAACAUAUCAACACUACAGAAAUAUCUGAUCAUUAUGAGCAAAAUGAAGCAGCAUGAACGGUACAGU
Messenger RNA from Monopterus albus (swamp eel), 3363 nucleotides. RefSeq names its product cytochrome c oxidase assembly factor COX18 (gene cox18). Gene Ontology annotation, cellular component: mitochondrial inner membrane. The record is from RefSeq and is a predicted model, not a curated record. Gene Ontology annotation, biological process: mitochondrial respiratory chain complex IV assembly; protein insertion into mitochondrial inner membrane from matrix. NCBI's taxonomy places the organism in Eukaryota, Metazoa, Chordata, Actinopteri, Synbranchiformes, Synbranchidae. The transcript has 8 exons. Gene Ontology annotation, molecular function: membrane insertase activity. The coding region runs from base 113 to 1129 and encodes 338 amino acids.